GUGUUUCAUGAGUCUUGGCAAUGGGACGAAUGUGCGUGGAAGGCGUGAUCGUUCGAACAACGUUCAGAAAUCGACGGGAGGAGACCCACUGCGGAUAAUUCAAAACAAGCUGGAAAUGUCGCCACGCAAUUGGAAUAUGGCAUACAAUGGACUGUCGCAGCAUGUGGACUUCAGCAGGCUGCCGAGCCCGAACGAGCGGUUCGAGCUGCUGGACCUGAUCGGCGAAGGUACCUACGGUGAGGUCUACAGUGCGAAGGAUAAACACACUGGACGCAAGUAUGCGGUCAAGAUUUUGGAGAGCAUCGCCGAUAACAUCGAAGAGAUCGAGGAGGAAUAUCUGGUGCUGCGCGAUCUCUCGAAGCAUCCCAACAUUCCCGACUUUGCCGGGCUGUUCCUGAAGCGUGGCACCACCGUCGAGGAUGACCAGCUGUGGUUCGUGCUGGAGCUAUGCACCGGGGGCUCCGUGACGGAUCUGGUUCAAGGUCUGCGCAGCCGUGGAGCACGUCUAUCCAACAACCAGAUAGCAUACAUACUGCGGGAAACGGUGCAAGCGCUAGUGUUUCUGCACGAAAACCACUGCAUGCAUCGGGACAUUAAGGGGCACAACAUACUGCUGACGGAGACGGGCCAUGUGAAGCUGGUGGACUUUGGCGUGAGCUCACAUCUUGCAGCGACGAUGGCCCGGCGCAACACAAGCGUCGGCACACCGUACUGGAUGGCACCGGAGGUGAUCGCUUGUGAACAGCAGCUAGACCAAUCGUACGACUCCCGGUGUGAUGUGUGGUCGGUCGGUAUUACGGCGAUCGAGCUGGCAGAGGGUGAUCCACCGCUUUGUGAGCUGCAUCCGAUGCGAGCACUGUUUCAGAUCCCGCGCAAUCCUCCACCGAAGCUGUCCCAUCCGGAACAGUACUCGUCGAUGCUGUCCGACUUUAUCUCGGAGUGUCUCGUGAAGGAUCUUGAGCAGCGCCCAUUCUCAAAGGAGUUAGUCACCCAUCCGUUCCUGAAGAGUGUGGGUCCGUAUGUCGAUCAAAUACGGCAGGAUCUGCGAUCGGAAAUUGCUCGUCAGCGAGAGGAUGGUAGAGCGCCGAGCCAGGCAAUUGCCACCACGAAGUAUGGAAAGUUGAAGUCGGAUCGCAAAUCAAAACCACAGAAGAUGUACAUGGACGACUUGGCUGCGUUGGACGUUCUGACCGAGGAUGCGAUUGUGGAGCAGUUGCAGAAGCGCUACGAAACGAAUCAGAUCUACACCUACAUAGGGGACAUACUGAUCGCAGUGAAUCCCUUCAGUCAGGUGGGCCUGUAUACGACGCAGCAUCAGCGCAAAUACACCGGACAGGCGCGUUCGGACAAUCCACCACACAUCUUUGCGAUAGCGGAUGCUGCCCACCAAGCACUUGUCCAUCAGCGUCAAAACCAAGCUAUCGUGAUAUCGGGUGAAAGUGGAUCCGGCAAAACAGAGAGCGCUAACUUGCUGCUCAAGCAGCUCGUCUACCUCGGCAAAGCGGUCACCAAGAAUCUGGAAGAGCGUAUCCUGCAAGUCAAUCCCAUCAUGGAAGCGUUCGGUAAUGCACGUACCGGUAUCAAUGCAAAUAGCUCCCGGUUUGGCAAAUACUUGGAGCUUACAAUGGCCCGAAGCGGUAAGGUUAAUGGAGCUCGCAUCUUCGUCUAUCUGCUGGAGCAAAGCCGUGUGGUGAAACAGGCCGAAGGAGAGGGUAACUUUCACGUGUUUUACUACAUGUAUGAUGGUCUGCAGGCGGAAGGUCGCCUGGAGGAGUACUACCUGCAUCCCUCGUACCGGAAGACACACCGUUAUCUGCAGGAAACGGCAACACUGCCGAAAACGAACGUAGAUCGAUGGAAACAGCUGUUGGCUAGCUUCCGUGUGCUAGGCUUCAAGGAUGAUGAGGUGGAUAUGGUGAACCGAGUGUUGGCCGCCAUAUUGAACCUCGGUGACAUUGAGUUCGGUGAGAUGGAUUCCAACGACAAUACGGACAGCAGGGCCCGUGUGAUAGAUGUGGCUCCAAUGCACCGUGUUUCCAAGCUGCUUGGCGUUGAUUCGGCCGAUCUGUUGGAAGCACUCUCCUCGAAUUCGGUCGUCACGCGGGGUGAAACGAUUACGCGACACAAUAACGUGGCAGAAGCUUGUACGGCCCGUGACGCGAUGGCGAAAGGAUUAUACGGCCGAUUGUUUGAUUGGAUGGUCAAUCAGAUCAAUCUGCUGUUGGUUCACAACAGAAAUAGCAACAGCCCGGAACAGUUAGCAAUUGGAUUGUUGGAUAUUUUUGGGUUCGAAAACUUCAGCAAGAAUUCCUUCGAGCAACUGUGCAUCAAUAUCGCCAACGAACAGAUACAGUACUACUUCAAUCAGCACAUCUUUACGUGGGAGCAACAGGAAUAUAUGGCAGAAGGAAUACCGGUCGAUUUGGUGGAGUUUGCUGAUAAUCGUCCUGUGUUGGACAUGCUGUUAAGUCGACCGUUGGGGCUGCUGGCACUGCUGGACGAGGAAUCACGUUUUCCGCGCUCGACGGAUCGAUCAUUGAUUGAAAAAUUCCACAACAACGUGAAAUCGAAGUUCUACCAGCGACCCAAAUCUGAUGCCGUCUGUUUUGCCAUUCAUCAUUUUGCGGGCCGAGUGGUUUAUCAGGCGGACGGGUUCCUGGAGAAGAAUCGCAAUUUCCUCCCAGCCGAGAUCAUACAACUGAUACGCCAAAGCCAGUACGAUAUGAUACGCUUCCUGUUCCAGUGUCCCAUCACGAAGACGGGCAACCUGUACUCGGCCAUUCAGGAUACCGGUUCGCGCCAGAACGUGCCCAGCUUCAUCAAGGUGGACACGAAGGAGAAGUUCAACUCGCGCGGUCUGGCAUCACAAUCGAGGGCGCAGCAAACGGUGGCCACGUACUUCCGCUACUCGUUGAUGGAUCUGUUGCAGAAGAUGGUUACCGGAACGCCACAAUUUAUACGAUGUAUCAAACCGAACGAACAGAAAGCGGCAAAAUCGUUCGAUGCGGCCAAGGUGUUGAAGCAGCUCCGAUACACCGGUGUGCUGGAGACGAUCCGAAUCCGACAACACGGGUUCAGCCAUCGGUUUACGUUUGCUGACUUUUUGCGAAAAUACUGCUUCCUGGCGUACAGUUUCGACGAACGUGUCGUGUCGAAUCGGGAGUCCUGUCGCUUGCUUUUAGUACGCCUAAAAAUGGACGGAUGGGCACUGGGAAAGUCGAAGGUGUUCCUCAAGUACUAUCACGUGGAAUACCUAUCAAAGCUGUACGAGGAACAUGUACGAAAGAUAAUUUUGGUACAGGCUUGUGUAAGACGCUGGCUCGCUAAGGCUCAGUACAAGCGAGAAAAGCAACGUGUGGCACUAAGUGCAGUCACGUUGCAGAAGCACGUCCGAGGAUGGUUAACACGGCGCCGUAUGCGACUGCUGAAGGAGAAGCAGGAACGGGAGCGAGAGCGUUUGGAGCAGGAACGGCUCGAAAAGGAACGUUUGGCAAAGGAGAAAAAGAACAACGAGCAAAACAAGGCCAAACAGGCGCUGGCAAAGGCGAAACUGAUACAUCAGCUAUCAAACCACCAGCUCGAAGCGAAACACAUCCACGAAAAGCGUAACGUGGACAUGAACAACAAGGAAAACGAGCGGGCCGCCAUCGUCAUCCAGAGCUACUAUCGCGGGUACACCAUCCGGAAGAUGCGCAUGACGCCGGAAAUCGAAGCGAAAACGAAAUACAUCCUAGGCAUCGCGAAGAACCGGGUGGAAGCGCAGCGCAUGAUGCAGAAGGAGGGCUUCACGAAGGAGGAUGCGGCGCGCAUCAUUCAACGCUACUACCGCACCCAGAAGAGCAAACACAGCAGCAACAAUCGCGAUGCGAUGGCGGCAGCCGUGGGAGCGGCGGUCUCUCGGAAGGGUCCGGCACCCCAACCGCAGCCGAAACCACUCACCACGAAGGACCAGCAGAUGGAUCUGAUCGCGUUCUCGCAGAACGUGCACAUGCUCAACCAGGAGGUGCACAAGAAUCUGCGCGUGAACAAGGCGGGCGUUCCGCUGGAAACAAUCGAGAAGCUACCGAACGAUUACCGGCGGCCACCUGGGUUCGUGCUAGUGCCGGGACUGCUUGGUACCGUACCGGGAGGCGGUGACUGUGCGAAGUACAGUUCGCUCCGCAGCAUGGACUGUGACCACGAGAUGACAAAGGAAUUAAUUCAAAGAAGUCCACCGCCUGCAGCGGACUUUGAUGACAUCUCCCCGUGGGAUAUGCCGUUCUACGAGGUGGAACGCAACCUGCGCUCGCAAAGGCAGCGAAAUAUGCAGCAACCGCCUCAGCGCAUCGAUAUCAAUCGGAACGACAUCCUAGGUGACCGCAAGAUGGAGCUAGGCGACCGGAAGCAACAGCUCUCCAGCAACUGGCACCAGGCAUUCCAGGCGACCGAAGGAACGCCGCAGGACAAGUUCAAGGGUCUUGCAAGAUCUCCUCAACAUCAAAACGAGCCGGCCCAUAUUCGUAGCAUUCCAGCGUUCAGCUAUCUCAACCCAAACAAUCAACAGAUCCUACGCUACUCACCAAAUCAACAGCGCGAUUCAUCCGGCGAACCGACAAAUCCGCCCCAUCCAAGCCCAGUUCGCCAGUCGCCUGUCGAGCCGGUACGUGAAGCCGCAACACCACCCUCCCGUCUCGGGCUGCUCGGUCUCGGUGGUGGCGGUGGUGCCAAGAAAGCGGCCAAGGCUGAGAUGAAGGCACGCGAGAAGGAAAACAAGGAGCGUAAAAAGCGCGAAAAGAAGGCGAAGAAAGAAAAGGAAAAGGCCGCUGCUAAUGGGCAUACACCCUCAUCCACCUCUUCGUCCGCCGGUUCCGCCCUAUCGAGUGGCAUUUCUUCGGGUGAAAAGCAACGCAAGGAACCGGCCGGAAGGAAGAAACGGUCCGAUAAAUCGGCGAACGAUUCGCAACCGGUAGUGGUAAGCCGGUUUGCGGGUGUGGACGACCAAACACUCCAUGAAUAUCACCAGCAACAGCAGCAACAAGUACCUCAGAAACGCUUGAUUGAACAUCACGAGUAUCAGAAUAUUUCGGAAGAAACCAAAAUCGAUAGUAAGAGUCCGGUAAUGCGGAUGUUUGGUGAUACGAACUUCCUGGUGAAUCAUCGGCGCAAGGCGGCGGAACAGAAGCAGCAACAACUGGCCCAGCUGCAGCAGGUUCAGCAGCAUCAAAAGCAGCAGUUACAACAGAAAGCUCGCCAGCAACAGCAGCAGCAGCAUCAGCAGCACCAACACCAGCAACAACACCAGCAAAGCAACGGUGGUAAUGGUUGGCGUCAAUCGGAGCUAAACUGUGGUCAGGGUGUUUGUGAGCUGCUGAACGGUGUGUAUCGGUUCAGCCCACACGUCACUUCGUUCGCCCAGAUGGAUUCCAAGAGCGCCAGCAGUCUAUCGGACGAUCGGUCCACGCUGGACAAGGAUUACCAAAACUUCAAUGUUUCCAAGUACCUGAACAUCGACGUCAAGGGCCCGGUGCAUCAUCGCGCUGAACGGGCACGGGACAGCGGUGUCCACGAGCGGGACGUUAGCUCGAACAGUUCCAGCCUAAGCACCGGCAGCAGCGGCAUGAAUUCGCUGAACUCGUUCGACUCCGUUGAGCAGGCUAUCAUCUUCCAGAAGGAUCGUAACGCCGACUCUUACCUCGGUCCGUUCAACUUCCGUCAGCUGCUACGACCAACACAGGGUCCGACGGAAUCGCUCCGCAAGCGGAAGGGCAUCAAUCCCCCGUCCCCACCGCCACCGCAGCGGGGAAAAAGUUAG
Molecule: messenger RNA, 5791 nt
Organism: Anopheles maculipalpis
Lineage: Eukaryota; Metazoa; Arthropoda; Insecta; Diptera; Culicidae
Product: myosin-IIIb-like
Exons: 13
Coding region: 8-5791 (1927 amino acids)
Biological process (GO): protein phosphorylation
Cellular component (GO): myosin complex
Molecular function (GO): cytoskeletal motor activity; protein kinase activity; ATP binding
Source: RefSeq, a predicted model, not a curated record